Messenger RNA from Scaptodrosophila lebanonensis, 3100 nucleotides. RefSeq lists its product as uncharacterized. Gene Ontology annotation, biological process: negative regulation of cell migration. NCBI's taxonomy places the organism in Eukaryota, Metazoa, Arthropoda, Insecta, Diptera, Drosophilidae. The record is from RefSeq and is a predicted model, not a curated record. The coding region runs from base 521 to 2671 and encodes 716 amino acids. The transcript is spliced from 4 exons.
UAUAAAUAAUUUAAACUUGAAUGUUAAUUGUGUCUUACACAAUUUCACUUCACUAUAAAAGUAUUGCAAAAAAUAGGACAAGUAACUGUUAAAACUAUAUGAAAAUGAAUAAUUUAUGCUGCUAAUCUAAGAAGUUGCCAAAUAUUGCGAUAUGCCUCACGCUACCCCUACUUUACAAAUGCAGCACAUAAUGUUAGACUCCAGACGAUGGAUGCGUAUGCCAGACCGCAGUACAAGAAAAAUACAUGUGCACAAAUAGCGAAUAGACCAAAUAACCACUCAUAGUGUAAUUUUAUAUAAAGUGUAAUAAUAAUAUGUAAAAAGAAAGCAAAAAAAAAAGCACACUCAAAACUCAAUGCACAAUCAACAGCUAAAUAAUAAUUGUUAAAGACCGGGCAUAAACUUUUAAAAGAAUAAACACCAACAAUAACAAUUUUUAGUCUAACGCGUUACUAAAACAAUCACAACCACAAGCACGAAACAAUUGUGACUCCGAAAAUCCUAACAACCCACCAAGGCCAUGUUUAAUUUUCAUAAACCACGCGUCUAUCGGUCUGCCGAUGGCUGCUGCAUUUGUCGCGCCAAAUCGAGCAGUUCGCGUUUUACCGCCUCGCGCAAAUAUGAGAAGGAAUCGAUGCAAUGCUUCAAUUUGGAGGAGCCACGCAAUGGUGAAAUAUGCAAUGCCUGUGUGUUGCUUGUGAAGCGUUACAAGCGCCUUCCAGUGGGCAGCAAACGCCAUUGGGGGCAUGUGGUGGAUGCACGAGCCGGACCAGGCACAAAAUCAUUGGCAAAGCAAAAGAAACGUGACAAUGAUAGCGAAGGCAAGGCAAGCGCCACCAAUUCUAGCAGCAAUUCGUUUAUACCAGAGAAAUUUGCCAAAAUCUUUAAGAAGAACCGCAAGGGCAAGAUAACAGCAACAACUUCGGAGAAUUCUGUAACAGCGGCAGAAGCAACCGCAACAUCGAAGCUAUCGGCACCAGCAGCAUCCAAUCGUUCCAAGAGUCAUUCACCCACCUCGGAGCAUCCGAGCGACUCGAAUGAAAGCUACGAUGAGGAUCAGAGGGCCCAAACCCCACCCACAUGCGAAUCAACAGCAGCGCCUUAUCAGACACGCAAACGCACUGCAGCAGCAGCCUUGGCGGCCAACAAUAACAACAGUCUCAGUGGAGCCCCAAGAGGAAAUCGCCCACAACGCGUUAUGGUGACAGGCAGUAAGCGACGUCGCAUGCUGCCACCAAUGAAGCAUCGACGAGCUGUCGACAAUGUGCCCUUCUUUGAGGAACACGAUCUGGUGCGACUGGAAGUCUGCUGUGGUAUUGUUUUUCAGAGUCUGGCUCUUGGCAGCUACUGCUACAUAAUUGAUCCGGAGCUAUACAGGCCGUGUGAAAAGCAUCGACGUUUGCGUCGUCAUAGUCAAGAUCAGCCUCAGACGGUGGCUGCAAAUCCCAUAACAAAUCAAACUGCAGUGCUGCCAAAGCCACCCGUGGUGUCCAGCGUGAAGCAGGCGAUGACGACGACGCCCGCUCUGAAGAAACAUCAUUUGUAUUUCAAACGACAAUCGGAGUCAUUUCCACAGGGUGAUAUUAAUAGAAUAAGUCCAAUUCCAUUGAAUAAGACUGAGGCCUUGUCGUCACCACUAUCGCCGACUACACCGAGCACACAUAUGCCACCACAUUCCACCAAAUUGCUAGCAACGACAGCACAGGCUGGUCUAUCACUCAUACUAAAGCCCACGGGGGGUAGCAACAGCAGCAGCAACAAUAACAUAACAACCACCGCUAUUGGGGCUGCUUCACCCUCCUCGCUGUCCAGUUCAUCCAACUGCUCUACUUCGUCGUCCGUGGCCACCAAAUUCAAUGACAACUCUUCAGACUCGGGCUUUGAUGAGCAUGUUCUAGAGCGCAAAUCCGUCAGUCCGCCCACGCAAGAUGAUCUGCAGCUGGAAAGAAAGACGCGCAGUGUGGCGGGCAUGCAACGUCUCAUACUUGCCAGUGGAUUGCCCAUAACAGGUCAGGCCCAAAAUCUCGUUUUGGCUGGCAAUGAGUUCGGUGCACGUUUCGUGCAACAGCGCCAACAGGUGCCCCCCACAUCACCAGGAGGAGCAGCAACUGGAAACCAAAUUAAUGGCAGCAUUGUACUGCAAAAGACCAUAGCCAGCACCAAUAGCAACAGCAGCUUAUCCUCUACCCAGAACACGCUAAAAAUAAAUGUACUCGGAUCUCAAGGAAGUAUCAGCAGCAGCGCGGGCGCGACUGUGACAAACGCCACCACCGCAGCUUUUCCAGCAAUCACGACCAACAACUGUAAUAAAAUGCGUGCAAUAUUCAAUGCGGCCAAUGCCAUUCAGCAUGAGAAUGGGGUGACUACCAUAUUGCCCGCCUGUUCGUUGGCAGCCACCAACCAGGCGGCGGCCAUGAAUGCCAUAGCGCCUAGUACGGUUACCAUUACGCCCGCCCCAGGUGGCGGUGUGGCCAAAAAGAUUGCCUUGAGUGCGGCCGCAGUGCAGCAGGGACAGGCACUCCCGCUGCCCCUCACCAUCAGCAAUGCGGCCAAUACCACCACAGUGGUAGCUAACCCUAAGUUUAUUUUGCUCAAGCCGGCAGCAGCCAAGUUCAAUACCAACAAUAACAACAACAACCUUACUAAUACCGUAGACGCCAAAAUUGCUUAAGCAAGUCCGAGAAAAGUUAUAAAUGCAUAUAAGUACAUAAGCUAAUUACAUAAAUAUGUAGCUAUUAGUUGGUAUUUAAGUGUGAGAGUAAAAUUGUUGAUUUUUUAUUUAGUCUAAGAUAUCUCUUACGCAAGCUUUUUUAAGCAGCGAAACUUUUAAAUUUCCAUAGGAGUGUUUACAUACCCAUAAUAUACAAUGUAUUUUAACUUUAAACACACAUACAUUUUUUGCAAUUUCCUAUGAAAAACUGCAUUCUUUUUAGAUACAUUUUACUUAUUUUGUGCAUUUUUUUUUUUACUUGCUCACGAAUACUCAGUUAAACAUGCAAUCCAACCCCUUAACUUUAACAUUAAGUUAAUGCGCAAAAUUGUAUGUACAUACUUAAAUUUUUUACAUAAACGUAUAGCAGUAGAUAUUGUUUUUGUUUAA